AUGAAAUCAAAAAUUUCAGGAUUGUUGCUCGUAGCAACACUCUCUCUUCUUGGAUUAGUAAUCCACGGCUUUGUGCCACACCGCCCGUAUGGGUCACCACCACCGUCUGACUAUUGGUCGGCUCAUGACAAGGUUCCCGACCAUGACCGCCCAUCUGACCACUCAUCUGACACGAAUCUCCAACGCUACCGUAAUCCACGUGAUCCUAAUGCCCGCCUCUCCACGAUCUCUCCAUCCGAUGACUCCGCCAAUCACUACCGCAUCCGUCGAGCUUCCAAUGACGCCUUCUCCACCGCCGUCGAUAAGAUGCUCAAAAUAUCUCGAGUCAUCAACGGCAUUGCUCUCCAACAAGAUAUCACUAAUGGCACCGUCAAACCGGAUGUCGUUAUCAAAGAGCUCCUCGAUCUGUCACAAUUGGAUUUCGGAAAUCUGGAGGAGAUGAGCAAAGUGGUCGAGGCGAUUCAAGGACUUCCGGAGGCACUGAGCAAGGACAAGAAACAGGCUGAGCGGAUUGAGAAAAAAUUCCGACUGUUUGAUCUCAUGUUGGAAACGACGAAAGGAGCCGGAGACAAGGUGGCACUUCCUGACAAGGAUGCAUAUUCGGGAGAGAUCACGGCUUUAAAACAGAAGAAAGUCUCGUUGUCGGCCUUCAAAGAUAUAAAUGAAAAACUAACGGGAAUGGCUGAUAAGUUGACUGAUUUGCUCGACUCCAAACAGAUUGAUAAAACUAGUGCAGCCAAGCGUUUCUCUGAUUUUAAAUAUUAUCACUCGCAAUUGAAAAGCGAAGAUAUCACCACACUUGUUACCUCCAUCGAUUCUCCCCAAUUGCGGAAGAACAUGUUCGAACCACUCGGCAAAAUCCAGCAGGCUUUGGAGACAUACAAAGCAAACAUAGUUCUCUUCACCAACGCCGAUGCUGAUGAUGCUGGACCUACUGGAAUUCUGAAAGGGUACCUGGAGCAGCUGGACACAAUUCGAAAGAAAUCUGUGAAAGUUUUGGGUCCGUUGAAGACGUUGGACAAGGUUAUUCGUUCGGCAAGUCGUCAGGUCAGUGGAGAUAGACAGUUGGACCAGAUUUCUGGAUUUCCGAAUGGCUUCUCUGAUAUCGUAUCGAUUCCAAACGAUUUGAGAGAUCCGUGGGUGAAGGAGGCUGUUGAUGGUCAGUCGGACGCUCUCGUCAAGGCCAUGGAGGAUUUGAAGAUCAUUGCUGAGAAGACACGUCUUAUUUCUGGAUCUCUGAAAUCGGGGGCUGGAUUCUCUUCUCUUAUGGAUGGUGUUAUUGAAAGUGCGACUGCCUUAUCUGCUAUCCCGGAUACAUUCGAACCACUGGCAUCGAAUCUGUUGAAACCCAAAUUGAAGGUUCUCCUCGAUGAAGUUACACCUCCAAAUGCCGAAGCUUUCGCUUCUCUUUAUUCAAAUAUCACAAGUCUCACAAUGAAGUUGGUUGCGAUGGAUGAUGUGCUAACUGUUGUGUCAAUUCUCCGAUCCAAAGAAUAUGUCGAAAAGUUGGAGGCGAUGGAGAAGCUCAUGACGGAUGGUACAGAUGGCGAAGUAACUCAAAGGUUGACUGAACUAAGAAAAAACGAGGGGGCGAAGGAUGUGAACAAGCUGUUGAUGGGUCUCAAGGAAUCGCUGACUGUUCUAAAAGACCCGGUUACGAUCAAUGGUGAAUUGGAAAAGAUUGAGCAAAAUUUCGGUGAGAUCGACACAUUCGUGGCAAAACCAUCAUACUUUCUGAGCUUGCUGUCUAACUUGAGGAAGAUUGAAGGGGUGGGUCAGAUCAAGACGGCGCUGGAUGCACUCGAUCAGUACAGAGGAUACAAACAUGACUUUGGAAACUUCGGUCAGCUGAAAAAUCAUGUGAACGAAGCGACGAAAAGUUUGGAGAGCCUGAGUAAGUCUUUUGAUGCAAUGAAGGGAGCCAAGAAUCCUGAAUCGAAAUCCUUGGUGCAGUCGGCUGAUGUCUGGAAGGACUCUCAAACCAUUGGAUCGGCGACUCGUGUGUUCCGAGGGAUCAAACUGAUGUCGGAAUGGAAUAAGGAUGUGAUGAAUCCAGCGGCCAAGGCUUUGAUAACAGCGAACUCAGGGAAGAUGACUCAAGAAGAUCAGAAGAAUCUGAAGCUGUUGGACACGUUGGAUGCUGAGCUGAAAAAGUUGAAGACUGGACUCACAGCCAUCUCAGCGGAUCCAGUGGCAUCCAAGACUGAUUCCAACCUGACCAGUUUCUCCCCAGUCUACUCAUUGGCUGGCAAGACGAAUGGUGUCAAAUACGACUUUAAGGCCAUGUCGGAUUCAGUGGAUAGACUGACGAAGAGUCUGAACAACGACAAAGAUCUGUUGGGUGUGAAGUCAAAGUUGGAUACGUUGGAUUCAAUGGGUCUUGACUUCGCGAAACAUCACUCAGCGAUCUCUGGUGUCGAGAAGUCUCUGGAAAACUUGGAUAAGCUUUUUGCCUCGUUGGUUGAAGUAGUGGUGGUUAAUAAUGGAUUGGGAGCUGGAGGUUCAGCUGGAUCGGGAACUGGAUCGGGAACUGGAUCGGGAGCUGGAGCUGGAGAUGGAGGUGGUGCCAAAGAAGAACAGUCUAAAACAAUGUCCUAUCUUCUCUAUGCACUUAUCGUUGUAGUCAUUAUAUUGUUCAUAGUAGUUAUAGUAUUACUCGUGCGGAAAAGAAAUCAAAAGGAUCAACACAGUGAUUGCAAAGUGAUUAUCCCCCCUUCCUUAUUCGAGUACUACGUCAGCAACUUCUUUUUCCGUUACACGAUAUUCGGUGCUCUCUACUCUUCCGUUAUGGGAACAGCCGCUGCACUCAAGCUCUUUUUCCUGAAUCUCUAUACGGGUGACGCGGCGCAACCGCAGACAAAGAGUCUUCAUGAUCAUCAGCCGAUAGAGAUUCCGUACCGAAGAGCCGACGUACCACUCGCCUUGAAAGGGAGAUUGCAGGUGGAAAACUAUCAAACUUACAACUUUGAAACUGGUUACAUCCAUGGAAAUGUGAUAGAGUACCCCAAUAAACUCCGUGUCGCUAUCACUCAAGCUCCACACAUGGCUGAUAAGAAGUUGGGACGGAAAGAGAAUAUUGGUAUGUACUAUGCCGCUGCUAUGGAGCAACAGUGCAAGCUUAUGAUAUGUCUGGCACCGACUGGAGGGGACCAAUGUGCUCAAUACUUUCCGGCUGAAAAGGGUGCCAAGUUGAAGUUUAUGGAUGGAAAACUUGUGAUCACUUGCAAGAAGGUGGAGAACAAGUGGGAUGGAGCAGUGGUUAGAAAAUUGGAAGUCAAGUUUGAAGGCAGAAAGUCCUUCUCCAUGAACCAUAUUCAAUAUGAAAAAUGGACCGGCAAAGUGCUUCCCAAAAAACGAGAGGCUCUCAACCAGAUUCUCAGUAAAAUGGAGAACUCGGCGUUCCCUGUCUUUAUUCACUGCACUGAUGGACUCCACCAGUCUGCUGUUCUGGCUCAAGUACUCAUGAAUAAGGAGCAGCUGUCUACAAAGAAGGAACUGGACUAUGGUCUAUCGUUGCAGGAAUUGAGGAAUUAUAGAGUUGAUGCUAUCACUUCGGGUGAAGAGUAUUUGGAGGCUGCGAUUCUGACUUUUGAGUAUUUGCAUUAUAAGAUCCAAGAGGACAUUGCUGCGAUUGAUGCUGGUAAAACCGAUGGAGACGUGAUUCAAAUUGAUAAAAUCGUGGCCUACAAUCAGAAAAUCAAUAUGAAGACUGGGGCGCCGCCAGAAGUGAAAGAGGAACCGAAGCCAGAGGAGAAGAAGGAUGAAGCGGAGGAGGAUGUGUCGCCCGUGUCAGGGGAAGAUAAUGCUGGAAGUGAGACAAUGCUUGCGGCCAACGCCGAGGAGAUAAAGGCAAAGAAGGAGGAGAAAAGGGCAAGGAGAGCAGAGGAAAGAGAGGAGGAAAGGAGAAAGAAGGCUGAAGAGAGAAGAGCAAAGAAACGGAAAGAUGAUGAAAAAAGGGCGGUGGAACUUACUGAGGAGAAGGUGAAGCCACUUUUGCUGAAGAUUCAAAAACUGGAAGAGGAGAACAAGAAGUUGUGUGAAAAGGACAAGGAGGCACACGAUGAACAUGAGAAGAAAAGAAAGAAUGCUGCUGUUCAGAGAGAUAAGAAAGAUAAGAGAAAGAAGCAGAGAAAACAUAACCAGAAAAAACGCAGUGGAUCUAAACAAUCAAAGGGUAGCUCGCAAAUUCUACCACCAGAACCAUCAAAAACGACAAGUGUCCACCAGAAACCUGACCAACUGCUAGAUGCUACUCAAGAGGAGCCGGCACCGGAUGCAGCACCAAACGUUGAGGACAACAUGAAGACUGCUGGUGAAUAG
Messenger RNA from Caenorhabditis remanei, 4320 nucleotides. RefSeq lists its product as uncharacterized. The coding region runs from base 1 to 4320 and encodes 1439 amino acids. The transcript has 11 exons. The record is from RefSeq and is a predicted model, not a curated record. Gene Ontology annotation, molecular function: protein tyrosine phosphatase activity. Gene Ontology annotation, biological process: protein dephosphorylation. Lineage: Eukaryota; Metazoa; Nematoda; Chromadorea; Rhabditida; Rhabditidae.